Messenger RNA from Caenorhabditis sp. 36 PRJEB53466, 2072 nucleotides. The record is from the annotation of a GenBank genome assembly. Lineage: Eukaryota; Metazoa; Nematoda; Chromadorea; Rhabditida; Rhabditidae.
AUGGCCACUCAAAAUUCGCUCGCCGUCGUGCUCGAUGGCCCGAGACAGAAGAAUGGACGGCAAGUUUUCGACAGCUUCGUGGAUCAGAACAGACAAAUGUUCUGGAAUAGGUCAGUCUCUUUUCAUUUCGUUUCAUUAAAUCCCAUUCCCUCUUUCCUUGCCGCUUCUCCAUUCCCACCUUCCCGUUUCAGAGAGCUAACGGCCGCCUGCGACGGGCUCGUCUACAUGGGCUUCUUGCGUCCCGGCACACUCUUCAUUUCGGGCGCCUCGCACCAUCUCGCAGUGCUCAAAGAUGCAUGGGCACGACGUAUUCUCAAGCCGGCAAUAGGCUACGCAAUCACAUCUUUGGGUGAGUAAACGCUUCUUUCAUUGUCUUUUCAUGAAUAGUUGGGGCAUCCCGGGGCUUCCUUAGUCAUCGAUAGUAGUCUGAUUGUAAUGGAUACUGUACGAGACGCUCUUCCCAAUAACAUUUUCUUCUUUUUCUUCUUCUUACUCGUCCUCUUUGUUCUGUGCGUUCAUCAGUAAUGAGAGGCAUCUGCUACAACCUCUUAAAUUAUGAAUAACAGGUGAUGAGUCGUGAAUUACAGGAGAUCUUGGAGCGAUCCAACAAGUUGAGCAGAUGCAUUUCGUUCCGCUCGGCGACGUCAUCUGCGAUGCCGUCGCCCAGUUGAACCGUCGUGGAAACGCCGCCAGCGAGCAAGCAAUCAGACAAUACGUGAUCCGCCACUGUCCCCAUGUGGCUCCGCCAAGAAUCGAUAUGGUAGGUCUACCUGGUCUGCUGAGCAGUGAAGUGAUUUACAAUCUUUGCAGGUACGCCAGACGAUCACCUCCCUGCUGGCGACCGGGUUCGUCUACCGAAUGGGCGAGCACUUCUUUGUUUCGGUGCCAACCAAGUCUCCGCCACCUCUGAAGCCAAAGGCGCACACAGUCGAGUGCCAGACGGGAGUCUCGAUUCUCCAGAAGGACUCUUCCUCAUCCGACGACAAUCAUCCGGGCGGUCCCAAGAAGAAUAACCGGCGCAGCAUUUUCGCCCGUCUGUUCUCUCGUGGACUGAAGCCGUCCGCGAUGCCGUCUGCUUCUCCGGUCGUCGUCGGAGGCACUCUCAAACAUUUCUCACUGCCCUCGCCGCCCCCGGUGCCUGCUGCAUUGCCAGUCAAGAAUAAGUGAGUUUUACGGCCGGGUGUUAGACGGGCGUGACCAUUACCCCCUGGGAAGAAGUUUGCGUGUGAGCCUCUUUUGUUCUCGCCGUUCAUCCCUUUGAAACGGAUUCCCGUCUUUGUGUCUCCUGCCCUUUGAUCCCUUUGUCGUACGGAGGUGUCAGAGCAAAGUAGACACCUUUGCGGUAAACUCAAAAGAAGAGAGUGAAUAAUCCUGAGAAACCGGCCAAGAGGACUGUUAGAAAGUGAAACAAGAGACAGUUAACAAAAUUUAUUGCGUGGACUAAUUGGCAGAAACUAGCGAAACCCGAUACGGUAGCUGGGGAAGAGGAGGAAGAACUGGACGUGUUGCGCGAGAGAGUCGGAACAACGGGUCCCUAUAAUUAGAAUCAUAUGGCUAGAGAGACCUGGACACUCACUUCUCUACCCUAAUUAAGACCGUCCUGUUGCAGGUUCCCGACUUAUCAUCAUGAUCUCAACGUGGAAUGUCACAAGAAACGCAGUGGAGAUCAACAGCAAAACCGCCGUCGUCGUCGUCGUGAUAUCAGAAGAAGCACCAGUUCCGACUGCUUCAAGUAUUAUCCAGUCGACAUGCCGGACGCUCUUCCACCAAAGUACACUGAGGAAGCUGUGAAGAAGCCAACGAGAAGACGUGCUCGCAUGGCCUCUCCAUUGAGAUGCUCCACUCCGAACGGAUCCGACUCGGCCUACUCGAUCUCGCCGCCGCACACCGAGGAUUCGAAUGAAGACGCCGGCAGCAUAAGCGACUCUGAAGUCAACCACACGUACAUCAACGUAAACAAGUACCGGGCGAGCUACGACUCGACCCAGUUCGAGGAUCUGACUGCGACGACUGCCGAGGUGCCGCAAGUGCUGGCUACCCAGAUGCGGGGCGUUCUCAUCUCUAACCUCUAA